Molecule: messenger RNA, 957 nt
Organism: Malassezia japonica
Lineage: Eukaryota; Fungi; Basidiomycota; Malasseziomycetes; Malasseziales; Malasseziaceae
Exons: 1
Coding region: 1-957 (318 amino acids)
Molecular function (GO): hydrolase activity
Source: RefSeq, a predicted model, not a curated record
AUGUCGUCUCUCUGCAGUGGAUUCACCUGCAUCGUGGUGUACCUCCUUACGUACAUCAUGCGUCUGCAUGACUACAUCAACAUCCGGCUGACCAAGGCCAGCCGUCCCCUGGUGCCCGGCGUGCGUGUCGAGCGCAUCAAGAUCCGCUCGCGCGACGAGGGCCGCUACAUUGAUGCGAUCAAGUACUCGCCCGCAAACGCGAGUGCACCCCUCCCCGUUCAUUUGAGCUGGCACGCGUCCGGCUGGUUGCUCAAGCGCCUCGGUCUCGACAGCUUCAUGCACGCGACGUUUGCCAAGCGCCUGAACGCCAUCGUGCUCGACUGUGACUACCGCAAGGGCCCCGAGGAGAAGUACCCCACGGCACAGAAUGACUGUGAAGACGCCGUGGCACAUGUCCUGUCCUACCCCCAAAAGUACGACGUCAACCGCCUGACCCUGGGUGGCUCGAGCGCGGGCGGCUGCAUGGCGCUUGUCACCGCCGCCAAGUUCGGCCCCAAGAUCAAGGGUGUCUUUUCGCUGUACCCAGUGACCGAGAUUGUUCCGAUGGACCAGAUCGCCGCGAAGAAGGUGUCUCCGAACAAGAAGUACAACAGCGGUGUGUACCUAGUCCCCUGGAUGUUCAAGGUGUUUAUUCGUGCCUAUGCGAACAGCGAGGACGAGUUCAAGCAGCCGCGCUUCUCCCCGUACUACGGCGACGUGUCCAAGCUCCCGAACCACAUCCUGCUGGCCUGUGGCGACGCCGACACGCUGUAUCACGACAGCCGCAUGCUAUACGAAAAGAUCCAGCGCGAGGGUUCUGUCGCUCAGAAGCGCGGCACAGAGUUCCUGACCAUCCCCAACGAGUCGCACGAGUUCAACAACAUGCCCAAGACGCCCGAGACGAUCGCCUGGCGCGACAAGCUCUACGACGCGGCGAUCGCCAUGAUUCAGGCGGCGUGGAGUGACAACUCCCUGUAG